AAAACAGCUGCCCGGCAUCUCAACACAGCAAGAAAGUGCCCAACCCAGCCGAGAGGAUAGGGACACUGGUACCCAGCAAAAAUGUCCGACAAAACCCCCUUCGAAACAGAUAUGCUGACACUCACGCGGUUUGUCAUGGAAAAGGGACGGCGAGUCAAAGGAGCCACCGGGGAGCUGACACAGCUGCUCAACUCCAUGCUGACUGCCAUAAAGGCCAUUUCCUCUGCAGUCAGAAAGGCGGGCCUUGCCCACAUGUUUGGCAUAGCUGGCACCGUGAACGUGACGGGUGACGAAGUGAAGAAGCUGGACGUCCUGUCCAACGCCCUGGUGAUUAACAUGCUGCAGUCCUCCUACAGCACCUGCGUCCUGGUCACGGAGGAGAACAAGGAGGCGCUCAUCACCCCGAAGGACAAGCGGGGUAAAUACGUGGUAUGCUUCGACCCCCUUGACGGCUCAUCCAAUAUAGACUGCUUGGCACCAAUAGGAACCAUAUUUGCUAUCUACAAAAAGGAAACGGAUGACGAGCCCUCUGAAAAAGAUGCUUUGCAGCCCGGACGCAAUAUUGUUGCUGCAGGCUAUGCCUUGUAUGGCAGCGCUACGCUGGUCGCCCUCUCCACAGGGCAAGGAGUGGACUGCUUCAUGCUUGAUCCGGGUCUCGGUGAGUUUAUUUUGGUGGAUAGAGAUGUUAAAAUCAAGAAGAAAGGGAAGGUUUACAGUCUCAAUGAAGGUUAUGCAAAGUAUUUUGAUCCUGCAAUGACAGAAUACUUACAAAAGAAGAAAUUUCCCGAGGAUGGCAGUUCCCCAUAUGGUGCCAGGUACGUGGGCUCCAUGGUUGCUGAUGUUCACCGUACAUUGAUGUAUGGUGGGAUCUUCAUGUAUCCUGCUAAUCAGAAGAGUCCUAAAGGAAAGCUCCGACUUCUCUACGAGUGCAACCCUAUGGCUUUCAUCAUCGAGCAGGCAGGUGGGAUGGCGACUACUGGGACUGAGGCGGUGCUGGAUGUGAAACCUGAGGGUAUUCACCAGAGGGUUCCUCUCAUUCUCGGUUCUCCGGACGAUGUGAAAGAGUACCUCGCUUGUGUACAGAAACACCAGAAGAGCAGCUAAAGGCUUUUCUACUUCAGACCUUGCUCAUCUGUCUUCAGUGUACAGUAAAAACAGUACCUUUCAGGAUGGUGGAGUCUAGCAUUUUAACACCCAUCUCUCAGUGAAAAUCCCACUUAAUGAGGGCAAGAGAAAUAGCGAGAAUGGCUGAUGGGAAAUACAAAAGUUUCAUUUCUCCUUGCAGACAAAUGUAAAAAUCCUCUAACUCUGAUUUAUGUGUUGCAAAUGUAGAAACAAAGGCCUAAUUAGUAAACAAGCUACUUACUUUACAUAGUACUAACAGAAAGAAGGGAAUGGUAUCAGUACCCCUAUCUGAUCUGACAUUACAUUUUGGCAUUGUUUGAGACAGGAUUUUCAUAUAAACAUUUGCAAUGCCACUAUCUGGAUUUUCUUUUCUUCAGAGGUUUUGUUGCAGGUGCUUUUUAUCUUGUCAGCCCUGAGAAGACCAAAAGUCUUGUGCUGUGUAAUUAAUAAAGAUGAAAAAGCAGUUACAUUG
Messenger RNA from Cygnus olor (mute swan), 1597 nucleotides. RefSeq names its product fructose-1,6-bisphosphatase isozyme 2. Gene Ontology annotation, cellular component: cytosol; cytoplasm. The record is from RefSeq and is a predicted model, not a curated record. NCBI's taxonomy places the organism in Eukaryota, Metazoa, Chordata, Aves, Anseriformes, Anatidae. Gene Ontology annotation, molecular function: fructose 1,6-bisphosphate 1-phosphatase activity. The coding region runs from base 82 to 1104 and encodes 340 amino acids. The transcript is spliced from 7 exons. Gene Ontology annotation, biological process: fructose 1,6-bisphosphate metabolic process; sucrose biosynthetic process; fructose metabolic process.